AUGUCAUUUACAAUGCAGGGUAGUUCUGUAUUUCCUUCAAAGAAUUAUUAUACAAGAAUUUUUAAUCCAUCAAAUGAUUACUGCUUACAUGAGGAAAAAAUUACGGAAACACAAUCUAAAUUAAAUAAUUAUGAUGAAGAUAAUGUUGAUAAUCUUCUAAAAGCUUUAUGUUUUAUAUCUUUUACUGAUGAAGACAAUGAAGAUUGCAAAGUAAAAUGCCAUUAUAUGUACUACUGGAUAGGCAGUAUAUUAUUAAAAAUGUCAAAGGAAGAAAAUUCAUUUUCAAAUCUUAUUGAAAUACUUAAUAAUGGUUUAAAAGAUAUUUCUGGUACUAAUAAAUGUAAAUGUGAGUUUUUUAAAAAUAAUAAUAAAAACUUUAAAAAAAUGAAGAUUGUUUAUGAUUAUUGUUUAGAUCACGAAACAAUUCGACAAACUCUUAAUUUAAAUAAUAAUUUAUGUGAUAGUGUAUUUAAAGCAUACCUUGAAGAAUCUGUUAGUACGUAUGAAAACGUGUACGGUAAUUGUAAUUCGGAUAAGCCUGAACCUUAUUGUGAUGAACUUAGAAAACAUGUACCUGAUUGUUUUAAUUCUAAAUUAUCUAAUUUAAAGUGUAAUAUAGGCGAUACGUCAGAACAAAACGGGUUAUUUAUACUUAGUUCUGAUUUGAUUGUUGAACGGAGAACUACUAAAAAUAUGUCUACCUUUAACUUUUCUCACAUUUUCAUGUCAGUUACUAUUCCACUUGUAGGAGUUGUAUUCAUUUGCUUCUUCCUAUAUAAGUUUACUCCAUUGGUCCCCUGGAUAAAGAUGCACUUACUAAGGAAAAAAUCAAUUAGGCGCAAUUUGGAUGAUAUAAAUAUACAGGAUAUAAGAGAAGACAUGUAUGAAAAAGGGAAAUCAAAUUUAGAGAGUAAACAACUAAAUGUGGUUUAUCAUCCUGGAAGAAAUUCUCUUUACUAA
Messenger RNA from Plasmodium malariae, 960 nucleotides. Its product is annotated as PIR protein. Lineage: Eukaryota; Apicomplexa; Aconoidasida; Haemosporida; Plasmodiidae. The record is from RefSeq and is a predicted model, not a curated record. The transcript has 3 exons. Bases 1 to 960 code for a protein of 319 amino acids.